Sphenostylis stenocarpa is the source of this 243-nucleotide messenger RNA. The record is from the annotation of a GenBank genome assembly. Lineage: Eukaryota; Viridiplantae; Streptophyta; Magnoliopsida; Fabales; Fabaceae.
AUGCAGGACAAGGACAGAUUGAAUUGUAUUGAUCGUGUGCGAACACAGUUCUUAGUUGCGAGGGAGGAGAUAGCGAUGAUGGUGCAUGUGGUUCGACGUCGUGGUCUUAUUCAUAUCAUAGAUACCAGUUUAGAAUUGGCUUUUGCAGAGGACGUAGAGUCUGUUGCGCAAUCAUCUAAGACACGCGAGUCCUGUGUAUUCGUUCUCAAAUUCUCAAAUGUUACGUAUGUCUCUGGAGCAUAG